CCCCGCAAACAGUCAUCUUUCCACUCAUCAAUUCCUCUGUCUCUCUCUCUUUCUCUCUCUCUCUCUCUCUCUCGCGCGCGCGUCCUAGUCGUGUCCUUCCAAAUCAGCCAGACUGCCGUCGUCGACCUUCUCAUGUACCACCUGUACCACCGUCCGACUGUCUUCUGAUUUUCCGUUACUUUAGGCAUGAGCGUCAUCAACGCCGCAUGGGGCGGCACCACUCCGAUUCCUGCUCGACUGAUACGUUCUGCCCUUCAUUCCCAAACGGCUCUUCAUUGCACCACCAUUAAUCACAAGGCUCAUGCACGACAGAUACAUGGAUGCCGUGGCCUUGACGCUCAACGGACGAGCACGGUUGUGACCAAGAGACCCUCGACCGCACCAUCGGCCACGGCCUUAGCAGGUUGUAAACCUCAUCCUCGUUCAAAUCGACCCUUUUCUACCUCGAACUCCAACAACGCGAGCAAAGACCCGUAUGCGACCUUGGGCGUUGGCAAGUCUGCCUCAUCCUCGGAGAUUAAAAAGGCGUAUUAUGCGCUAGCUAAGAAAUAUCAUCCCGAUACCAACAAAAGUCCAGAAGCGAAGGAGAAGUUUACAGACGCCCAGUCGGCAUAUGAAAUGCUCAAUGAUCCGCAGAAGAAGGCGGCAUAUGACCAGUUUGGUGCUGCGGCUUUUGAUCAGAAUGGAGGUUUUAAUCCUGGGGCUACGGGAGGUAAUCCUUUCGCCGGAGGGGCUGGUGGGGGCAAUCCUUUUGCAGGCUUUGGUGGUGGAUUUGGAGCGGAAUUCAACUUUGAGGAUUUGUUCGGGGCCUUUACAGGCGGUCGCCGAGGAGGGAGAAGCCGUGGUUUCCAGCAGGAGGAAAUUUUGGUGGGAGAAAACAUUGAAGUUCAAACCAAUAUUUCCUUUAUGGAUGCGGCACAUGGAACGACCAAAAACAUCACCAUCACGCCACAAGUACAAUGUGGGACUUGUACAGGCAAUGGGCUGAAGAAAGGGUCGUCUCGACAGAUGUGCAAAACAUGUGGGGGAACUGGCACCAGGGUCAUUCAACAGGGUGGAUUUCAAAUGGCUACGACGUGUGGAAGUUGUAGCGGCAGUGGCGCCUCGAUCCCACGUGGGUCCGAAUGCGGCACCUGUUCGGGCUCAGGUGUGGUGCGACAACGCAAGACUAUCCCCAUCGAGAUCCCGGCCGGUGUGGAAGAUUCGAUGCGCAUGCGGGUUUCUGGUGAAGGAGACGCGCCGCCAACAGGACUGUCUCCAAAUCCCAAUGUUCGGUCUCAGGCUGGAGACCUCUUUAUCUUUAUCAGGGUGGCUCCAGAUGCACGCUUCAAGCGAAACGGAGCGGAUGUGUUGUAUACAGCGUCGAUUCCUCUAACCACGGCGAUUUUGGGUGGGGAAGUUCAGAUACCAACCCUGGACGGCGAAGUCAAAGUUCGCGUGGCCACGGGGACUGGCACGGGCGACAAGAUCACACUGGGAGGCAUGGGCAUGAAAAGACUUAAUGGCCGCAACUCUGCUGGAGACCUGAGGGUGGAGUUCAAAGUCAAUAUGCCCAAGUACCUUAGCGCCAACCAAAGGACUCUAGUGGAAAUGCUGGCCGAUGAGAUGAACGACAAGACGGCCAAGCGAAUCAUGAACAUUGGCCAGUAUAAACAGGAGUCGUCCACAGAGCCCAAGUCGAAGACGGCAAACAAGGCGGCCGACCACAAGAACGAAGGUUUUUUGAAAUCAGCCUGGCAUCGACUGACACACCAACACGACAACCUUGAGCCCGAGACGGCGGAAGGCGAAGGCAAAAGCUCAAGCUCCCAGGGUCAGAAGGAUCCAAAGGGGGCGGGGACCGAGUCAAAGGAUGGGGAGGGCAAAAAAGAAGCCGGGUCGGGCUGAUGGAUCUUGCACCGCUCCGCUGCCGGUGGCAAUCUUGUAUCACUCAUAGCGAUGGGACAGCCGAAAGGAAGGUGGCUGGGGUUCAAGGCGCACUGUGGUGCCAUGUUGAUUGGUACCUUUGGGUGGGUCAUUUGUACAGAUAUUGGAUCAAGAUACAGAACUCCAGGGAAAUCCAUCAACUCAGUGUACAAUAGUAUAAAAAGACGGUGAUGUUGUGGCAGCUUGCCAGUGGGUCUUUUGAGACUUUGGUACUCUACUCCGUAGUACAACUUCAGUUGUUCGCCCAAAGAGAGCGCGCGGACCUCAGGCGGGC
Exophiala mesophila is the source of this 2200-nucleotide messenger RNA. Its product is annotated as chaperone DnaJ. Lineage: Eukaryota; Fungi; Ascomycota; Eurotiomycetes; Chaetothyriales; Herpotrichiellaceae. Bases 187 to 1887 code for a protein of 566 amino acids. The record is from RefSeq and is a predicted model, not a curated record. The transcript has 2 exons. Gene Ontology annotation, cellular component: cytoplasm. Gene Ontology annotation, biological process: protein refolding; response to heat. Gene Ontology annotation, molecular function: heat shock protein binding; ATP binding.